Molecule: messenger RNA, 1404 nt
Organism: Trichomonas vaginalis G3
Lineage: Eukaryota; Parabasalia; Trichomonadida; Trichomonadidae
Product: glycosyltransferase family
Exons: 1
Coding region: 1-1404 (467 amino acids)
Molecular function (GO): glycosyltransferase activity
Source: RefSeq, a predicted model, not a curated record
AUGCUAAGAAAGAACUUCAGGACCAAGUAUCGAUAUCCAUUUACAUUUGCAGGAAUUAUUGCAGCGAUUUUGCUUGUUGAUAUAUUUGAGCCUUGGAUUUCCUUCGACAUGUACUUAAAAUUAUAUCCAAACUUAAAUCAGGAAAAAUCACAUUACUAUAAAGUGAAAAAUUUAGAAAUUUUCGAUAACUAUACAGUUAUAUAUCCCAAUACUAACUAUCUACGAGUUAGAAAGCAGAAACAAGCAUCGCCUUUCGAAAGAGGAAAUUUUUAUGAUCCAAGUGUACUUGGUUUUCAGCAUGUUGUAUUUCAACACUUCACGAGAGCAGAUUUUUCAUGGUAUGGAGUAGCUACUCCAGAUAAUUUUUACGAGCCAAGUCGAAAACACGACGGAAAUCAAAUGCCAGAAGGAAUUAAUCAUACACUAUUGAUUGUAAAGAAGGCCGUAGUCGGAUUUUCUUAUCAUGUUGAGUAUGGCCACUUUGUUCAAGAUAUGGUGUGUGGAAUCAUGAUUGUUCCAUCUGAAAUCAUACAAGAUGCAGAUAUUUACGUUAAGUUUGACGAACAGCAAGCCAGAACGUACUUAACAUUCUUAGGUUUUAGUCCAGAACGAAUUCAUCAAAUUCCUAAGGCGUAUGUUCAUGCGAUAGAUUUAUACAUCUCCGUUAGCAAAUUUGGAAUUAACGGGUUACAUGUCGCUUGGAUUGAUCUUCACAAUUUAAUUUUUAGAAAAUAUAAUUUAUCUUCCAUAAAACCGACCAGAUAUACCAUUAUAAAUAAACCAUUGACAAACUGGGGUUCCGCGAAGAAUUUAGACAAGCUUGUGAUGAUUGCCAAAAGAGAAUAUCCAGAAAUUAACUGGGAAGUCCAUCCGCCUGAAGUUUUAUUCAAUAUGAACAAUGCUGCAAAGCUUCUUGCGUCAACCUUGUUAUAUGUAUCUGCUGCAGGCUCUGCUUGCUUUAAUUGUCUUUAUAUGCAUCCAGGAUGUUUUGUUCUUUUCUUUAGCAGGUGGAAAACAGAUAAUCCUGCUAUUGCAUCAGCUCUUACACUUGGUAUGUGGUUGUAUUCCAUUAACAAUGACGAUUUCGGAUCAAUUGUCUCAAAUGUAUCCAAUUAUCUGUUCAAAACAGGGCUACAUGAUAUCAUGUAUGCUAUAAAGAAUGGGAAUUGGAGAAAUGAUAUAGACAGACGUACUGUUUUAUGUUUUAACGGGACAAUUUUCGAAAAAGGUGAAAAAUUCUUGGCAGAAACAGGAAAAUCACAUGCAAUUGUUAAAAGAUACUCAGAUUUCGAGGUUUAUCAUAGAUGUAUCAUGACAAAAUAUCAUAAUCCUUUGAGUAGAUUGUAUCAUUACUUAAUAGAGAAGAAUGAGGAAUCAUAUAUUUAUCAGUCUAAGUUAUAUUAG